Chrysoperla carnea is the source of this 3720-nucleotide messenger RNA. RefSeq names its product general transcriptional corepressor trfA (gene Mink). The transcript is spliced from 9 exons. The record is from RefSeq and is a predicted model, not a curated record. The coding region runs from base 1 to 3720 and encodes 1239 amino acids. Lineage: Eukaryota; Metazoa; Arthropoda; Insecta; Neuroptera; Chrysopidae.
AUGCCACGUUUACGUAAUAAAAUUUUAUCGAACUCAGAAUCGAUAAAUGAUUCUUCUAUCGAAACUUUUACACCGGACAAAAAUAAAAGAAAAACUCGAAAACAAAGUGAAAAUGAAGAUUUAUUUAGUAUUUCUAAAUUAAAAAAUGAGGAACAAAUGCUAACUGAUGAAUCCAUUGAAUUUGUAUCUUUAAUAUCACCUGAUAUAAAAACAACAACAGAAAGUGAAGAAGAAAUACCAACGAAAAAUAUUUCAAAACGUAUUAACAAAACAAAAAAUUCAGAUACUGAAAAAGAAAAUGAACAGAAAACUCUUAAAACGAGAAAUAAUCGUAAAUCAAUGCCAAAUAAUACAGAAAUUCAAAAUUCUGAUGGUGAGACGAAUCUACGGCAAUUAAGAAGUAGAAAAUCCAUGUCGAAAGUAGAUACAACAGAAGAUAGUGGUACAUCGAAGAAGAAACGUUCUAUGGUAUCUAAAAAAAGUAAUAAAAAAAAUUUAAACAGUUCAAACUCGGAUGAAAAUAAUGAAAAUGAUAUUAUUAUUAAAAAAACGAGAAAAGGUAGAAAGUCAUUUAUUAAUAAAGAGGAAAAUUUAAGUUCAACAUUAAGUAAAGUAAAUAAAACGCCAAAUUCAAACAAGCAGGCAGAAAAUAAUCAUGUUGAUUCCAAUUCAGAUACGGAAAUGAACAAAACUGGAUCUAAAAAAGACAAAAAAUCUAUUCGAAAUAGAUUUGAAACAGUUCUGGAUGGUGAAACUUCACAGUCGGAAAAUAAUAUAAAAGAAGUAUCAAAACGAACAAAAUCAAAAAGAUCUACACGAACUAAUGAAGUUGUACAAAAGUCUGAAAAUUCAAUUUUAAAGCCAGAUCAAGAAAUUAACAUAGAAAUGAAUCGAGGUAAAUCGAAAGUUCGUCGAAAAUCUACACGAGCUCAGGAAAUUUCAAUUCCUGCAGUCGAAGAUUUGAUUACGGACGAUGAAGAUAAAAAAAUUGUUGAAGAAUCGAAGUCCAUUAAAUCAAAAGUAAAUCGGAGAUCUACACGAGCUCAUGAAAAUUCCUUUGAAGCAGUUAAAGAAUUAAAUCCUGACCGUGAAAAUUCCAAGUCAAAAAACCAAGAAAUUCGCAUGGAAAUAAAUCGGACAAAUGAACCCGAAGAUAAGCCUGAAAAUUCAAUUUUAAAGCCGGAUCAAGAAAUUAAUAUAGAAAUGAAUCGAGGUAGAUCGAAAGUUCGUCGAAAAUCUACACGAGCUCAGGAAAAUUCAGUUUCUGCCGUCGAAGAUUUGAUUACUGAUGAUGAAGAUCAAAAAAUUGUUGAAGAAACGAAGCCUAUUAAAUCAAAAGUGAUUCGGAGAUCUACACGAGCUCAUGAAAAUUCCUUUGAAGCGGUUAAAGGUUUGAACCCUGACAGCGAAAACCCCAAGUCAAAAGACCAAGAAAUUCGAAAGGAAAUGAAUCGGAGUGUAUCUAAAGUGAAUGUAAGAUUGACACGAGCUCAUGAAGAUUAUCCUGAAAGGUUCAAAGAUUUAACUGACAGCGAAGAUCAAGAAAUUGACGUGAAAAUAAAUCAAACUAAAUCAAAAGUGAAUCGCAGAUCUACACGAGCUCAUGAAAAUUCUUUCGAAGCGGUCAAAGAUUUAAUUAUUGACAGAGAAGAUUCUAAAGAUCAAGAAAUUAAUAUGGAAAAGAAUCGGACAUCGUCACGAAGUAAUGAAAGCUCUUUUGAAGCGGCCAAAGGUCUAAAUACUGACAGCGCUGAUAUUAAAGAUCAAGAAAUUGAUAUGGAAAAGAAUGAGAGUAAAUUAAAAGUGCAGAAUCGAAGAUCUACACGAAGUAAUGGAAAUUCAUUUGAGGCAAUUAACGAUUUAGUCACUAACAGCGAAAAUUCUAAGUCGGAAUAUCAGAUAAUUGAUGUAGAAAUGAAUCAGAGUAUAUCAAAAAAGGAUCGUAGCUCUGAACAAAUUCAUGAAAAUUCAUUGGAAGCAGUUGAAGACCUGGUUACUGAUAGCGAAAAUCCGAAGUCAGAAGAAAGUUAUGUGAGCAUGAACCGAAGUAAAUCCAGAACAGAUCGAAGAUCCACACGAAUUCAUGAAAGUUCAUUUGAAGUAGUCAGAGGUUUGGUUACUAAUAACGAAGAUCCAAAAUCAGAAGAAAGUGAUGUGGACAUGAAUCGUAGUAAAUCCAGAACAGAUCGAAGAUCUACUCGAAUUCAUGAAAACUCAUUUGAAGUAGUCAAAGAUUUGAUUACUGAAAAUAAUGAUACAACUUUUUCACCCAAAUCACCGAAAUUCCAAUAUCAAGAUACAUUUACGCCAACCAUCAGCGGACGAAGCAUGAGAAAAUCCAAAUAUGAGACAAGUACACCCGCAAGAGCAUUACUUUCAAAAUCACUCACACAAAAAGUCAAUUUAAAUCAAACACCGCAAAAUAUAAGCUUAAUUGAUUUGACUAAUUUUACGCCACGAAGUAUUAUUAAAAAAACUGCGAGAACAGUAAAAAAUUCACCAAAAUCAAUGGAGAAAAAAGAUAUGAAAUCACAAAUUACUUUACGCAAAAAACGUUCAAUUUCCGAAUCAGAUUUAACAAGUGCAAGAAAAUCAAGGGUUACAUUUCAUCCAAAUACGUCUGUGUUUCAUAUGGACUCUCUUGAUUCAACUUUAGAUGAUUCAGAAAUAUCACUUAAUAUACAUUCGACAAGUUUAGUUAAAGAGAGUACGUCAAAGAAAAGUGUCGAUUUUGUCUCAAUAAAUCCAUUAAAUGAUACUUACGAUAUGGAAGCAUUUGAGAAUCAAUCUGCAGAUGCUAUUGAAGAAAAUUCAUCGACAGGUGCGCAUUUAUCGAUUAAAUCAAACGAAGAAAUAGAUGGCGUUUGUAAAUUAAAUGAAACAUUCACACCAGAGGAAGAUAAGGUUAAAGUUCGUGAAUUAUCCAAGAGGAUCAAAAUUCAUGAAAAACAACCACUUGUUACUGAUUGCUGUACUAAAAGAAAAGUUUUUAAGAAAACUCCAAAACGUUUAAUACACUCCAGUGUUGGUAGCGGUUUAAAAAAAAUUAGUAAUGAAGAAAAAACCCCCGCCAAAACCGGUACAAAUAAUUUGCAAAGAAAUAUCAAAGCGGCACUAGACAAUAAUGGAUUGGUAAUUAACAAAAACGAUACUGUAAAUUCAUUGAAAAAAACUCCAUCUACUUCCAUUAAGAAUCAACAGCCUACACCUAAAAGAGGUACAAGUGUAAAAAAAAUGCCUGAUUUCGCUUCAAUACAUAAAAGAAAUUUUGAAAAAAUGGAAUCGUUAGUUGAAAAUGUGAAAAAACGUGCGGACCGAGCAAAACAAUUAUUUUCAAUUGCAUCUGAAGCAGGUCAUAAAGAUAAUUCAACUAAUAAUCAUAAUAAACCAACACGACUUCCAGUUCCAGCAAAUAGGCUUGUUGCAACCACUGCUACAGUUAAAACACCAAGUAAGGAAAAUACUCCAGCGAAAGCAAACUUAAAAAAUACUCCUGGAAAAGCAAUCAUUAAAAAAACCCCAGGAAAACCAGCAAAUAGGUUCGGUUUUGGUUUACAAAACGCCAAGGACAAGAAAGAAUUAUUAAAAGAAGAAGUGAAGAAAAAACAAGUAAUUCGAGGGGAUUUAGGAACAUUGAGACAAAAAGAUAGGCAAUAUAUUAAAGGAGUACGAUCAAAUCGACGAUUUGAUCUUUUAAUGCAAUCGCGUGAUUGUAAAUAA